AUGUGUCAAGCCCGCAGGCCCCUAGACUGUACAGGUCACCAUGACACUCCUGGUGGGCCCCUUGACUGUACAGUUCACCUUGAAACUCCUGGUGGGCCCCUAGACUGUAAAGGUCACCAUGACACUCCUGGUGGGCCCCUAGACUGUACAGUUCACCAUGACACUCCUGAUGGGCCCCUAGACGGUAAAGGUCACCAUGACACUCCUGGUGGGCCCCUAGACUGUACAGUUCACCAUGACACUCCUGGUGGGCCCCUUGACUGUACAGUUCACCUUGAAACUCCUGGUGGGCCCCUAGACUGUAAAGGUCACCAUGACACUCCUGGUGGGCCCCUAGACUGUACAGUUCACCAUGACACUCCUGAUGGGCCCAUAGACUGUAAAGGUCACCAUGACAUUCCUGGUGGGCCCCUAGACUGUACAGUUCACCAUGACACUCCUGAUGGGCCCAUAGACUGUACAGGUCACCAUGACACUCCUGGUGGGCCCCUAGACUGUACAGUUCACGAUGACACUCCUGGUGGGCCCCUAGACUGUACAGGUCACCAUGACACUCCUGGUGGGCCCCUAGACUGUAUAGUUCACCAUGAAACUCCUAGAGGGCCCCCUAGACUGUACAGGUCACCAUGA
Messenger RNA from Macrosteles quadrilineatus (aster leafhopper), 630 nucleotides. Its product is annotated as BUD13 homolog. Lineage: Eukaryota; Metazoa; Arthropoda; Insecta; Hemiptera; Cicadellidae. The coding region runs from base 1 to 630 and encodes 209 amino acids. The transcript has a single exon. The record is from RefSeq and is a predicted model, not a curated record.